Knipowitschia caucasica is the source of this 1626-nucleotide messenger RNA. The record is from the annotation of a GenBank genome assembly. Lineage: Eukaryota; Metazoa; Chordata; Actinopteri; Gobiiformes; Gobiidae.
AUGACCGUUACGCUUGAAUGGGAGAGAGUGGAGAGGAUUAACCUAAAGACACUUCACGAACUUGGGAAAGAGCAGAUGGAGCAGCUGUUUGACAUGUUUACUGAGACGGAGGAUUGGCAAGUGACGGACAAAGCUCCAAAGAAGAUCACACAUGUUCUGCAGGUGCUGCAGGCACUGCUCAAGAUCAAGGGCCAGGAGUUGGACGUGGCAUUCAAGUUUCUGGAGAACAUGGGAGCAGAACAUGUCAGGAAGGAAAGUGAACUAAACCAGGAAAUUGAAAGACUGGAAAAGGAAUUUAAGGUGCCGCGUGGCGCCUCGGGCUCAGACAGCAGGUUCUUGAGCUCGCAGCUGGGGCAUCUGGAGUCGCAGCUGGAGCAGUGGCAGAAAGAGGCAACCGAGCUGAAGAAAGACAUGGGCAAAGAACGGGAGCUUAGGCAGGAGAUGAAGGCUCGAGCAGAGGAAGCGGAGGGAGAAGUCCUACGUCUGAAAAGAAUGCUUAAAAAACUGAAGAAGGAGAAUGACCAGCUGAGCCAGGACGUGGAUUACUACCGGGGCGAACUCGAUGCCAAAGAGCCUGCGACAUCACGAGACGAGGGUGCGGAAGUCCAGAAGAAGCUGACCCAGGCCAACAGGCAGCUCUACCAGUGUCUGGAGGAUCUGCAGCGAACGGAGGACGAAAAUGCAGACCUGAAGUCGCAGAACGAGCAGCUGCAGCGGAGCCUGGAGGAGUCUGUGCAGGAGAUGGACAAGAUGGCCGACGAGUACAACCGCAUGAAGAUUGUGGUCCAGCAGACAGACGCAGUGAUGGACCAGCUCCGGAGGGACAGGGACCACGCCAAGAUCCAGGUGCGAGAGCUGACUGAGAAGAUCCAGAGCAUGUCGGAGGACGAGGACCCCAUCAUGGCCGCCGUCAAUGCCAAAGUGGAGCAGUGGAAGGGCGUGUUGUCCGGGAAAGACGACGAGAUCCUGGUUUAUCAGCAAAUGAUCCGGGAGCUGAGGGAGAAGUUGCGGUCCUCUCAGAUGGACCUGGACAAGAGCAACAUUCUGUCCCUACAGCAGGCCGUGCAGGACAGAGACGGCCAGAUUCAGGCGCUGAGCGAGCAGCUUCAGCUCUACACUGGAGAGAUGGAGAAACACACUCAGCUCAUCGAGGAUCUAAAGACGUCCACAAGAACUGACAAAGGUUUCCCGUCGAUGCUGCAGCAGAAGAAGAUAGAGGAGCUGAAGUGUAAAUUGGAAGAGGCGGAAGAGCGUGCAGCAGAGGCUGAGAGUGCUCUGAAACUGUUCGAGUCUCACGCCGAAGAGAAGGACAAGGAUCUGAUCGAGGCCACUAACCGACUCAAGCAGUAUGAGGCUGGAACUUACGGGCUGGAGGCGGCCGUGGCGGAGAUCAAAGAGUGCAGAAAUCUCAUGAGGAUGAAGGAUUUGGAGGCUGAAGCCAUGACCAAAGACAUCAACCAACUGGAGAUGAGAAUCAACGACCUGCUGGACGAGAAUGAGGACUUCCGGGAAAAACUUGGACUGGAGCCCAAACAGGAAGUGGACCUGACAGCGUUCAGACGGGCCAAAGACGUGAGGCAGCGUCAGUACCGCGCAGAGAACCAAGUGCUCACCAAAGAGGUAUAG